CGUUUCAGUUGGAGUUUUUCUGUCCAUCGACGCGGUCGAAUCUUUAGCUGGAGCUCCUGAACCCAGUCUGGAAAGCACUUUUUCUUUUUUGCUAACUGCAGCAAUUUAAAAUUUUAAUUAUCUGCAAGGCAGUUCGACGGGAAAAAGAAACCAAUAAAAAUGGGCCAAGCAAAGAAAAUCUCCUCUGCACUGAGCAAGCUCUUCGUGUAUGGCGCGCUUAAGUAUGGACAGCCCAGCAACUCGAUCCUGGCCAGCUCGGGAAAUGGGUACGCUAAGUUCUGGUGCAAGGCCACCACCACCCAGAAGCUUCCGCUGGUGAUCGCCACCCGCUACAACAUUCCCUUCCUGCUCAACAAGCCCGGAGUGGGCUAUUACGUAACGGGGGAGAUCUACGAAGUGGACGACCGCAUGCUGAACUCUCUGGACAACCUGGAGGACUGUGAGGAGAUCUACACGCGUGAGAUGCACGAUAUGAAUAUCGGUGUUGGCGAGGGAACCGUUCCCUGCUGGGUGUAUCUGCUGCAGAAGUACCCGGAGAACCUGCUCAGCUUGCGUUACUUGUCCAGCUACGAGAACUCCACCACCCAUCCCUACAUCAUGCGCCACCGCCGCACCCACAAGCACCCGGCCCAGGACGAUCUCACCUACGAGGCGCAGAACUAGUAACAUCGUUCUUAGAGGGAGCCCUGCCAGCCUGGCCAACAGUCUUAUGUUACCGUAGUUGCAUUUCUAGACCGUACCUGCAGACGCAGAUGUACUGAGCGAUUUAUUCGCGCAUAUAUUGGCAAAUGAUAUACACUGAUAUGUACCAUACGCAUUAUUUAGGUUUUAGCAAAGUUAGUUUGUAAUUUCAUAGUUUUCGACAAACAAAAAGCAAAUAAACAAAAGCAAUUCGAAGUAA
This is a messenger RNA of Drosophila ficusphila, 901 nucleotides long. It is a transcript of the gene Tina-1, whose product is annotated as troponin C-akin-1 protein. The record is from RefSeq and is a predicted model, not a curated record. Bases 160 to 663 code for a protein of 167 amino acids. NCBI's taxonomy places the organism in Eukaryota, Metazoa, Arthropoda, Insecta, Diptera, Drosophilidae. Gene Ontology annotation, molecular function: gamma-glutamylaminecyclotransferase activity. The transcript has 3 exons.